AUGACGCGUUACGUGUGUGACAUUGUAAACUGCAAAAAGUCGUUCACUAGGGCCGACCAUCUUGCUCGGCACCGUCUCAAUCACGAGUCGGGAUCUAGGCAUAGAUGUGAGUGGCCCAAUUGUGGAAAAACAUUUGUCAGAAACGAUGUAUACAAAAAGCAUUAUCGUGAACAGCAUGAGCACAAACUGGAGAAGACGGAAAAGAUCUCAAAACCAAGUAGCAAGCCUAUUAGGUUUGUGUUUAUGGAUGAGUCUAAGCUUCCUAAGAUGGAGCCUGAAGAAACAAACUCUAUUUCACCAUUAUUGAACAAUUCGAGUUAUACCCAAAUAGAAACCCCUACAUUGCUGCCAUUUACACCCGUUGACUCCCAAGAAGAUAUGAACCAAAAUAUCGACCCUGCAAACCUUUCUAUUAAUGAGCUUGUGUCUUCGGACGAGCUAAUAAGAUGGCUAUUUGGAGGUAUCGAAAAUAAUUCAGACUCCUCUUCUGCGAACGAGCCCGAAAUCCCACAUUUUCCCUUUAGCAACGAACAGACUGUGAUAGACCAGUCUAUAAUGGAGGGGUUGGAAGAUGCUUUGCCAUCGAUAAAAUUUCAGGAAGACUUCAAGGGCGAAUCUCUACAAUACUAUUUGGAGAUAUACUGGAAAUACUACCACCCGCAGUUUCCUAUAUUGAACAAACCGUCUUUUUCCACCAGAAAAAGCCACCCCAUAUUGAUCUUGUCGAUGAUUACCAUUGGUGCGUAUCUUUCCAGCACCUUGAAGUCAGAUUCUUCACGAAAGGGCCGAUUUUUCUCUGAAAGCAUAGCAGUUCCUCUUCGGUGGGCCAUCUACAAGUCUAAGGAAUUUAAACCUCCUCCAAAACUUUGGGUGGUCCAAUCGUUGGUGCUAUUGCAGACAAAUGAAAUCUGCUGCUCAUCUAGAGAUUUACAUGAGAGAGCUAACUUACACAGGGGCUUAUCCAUUCAGAUGUUGAAAAGAAGCCCUAUGUUUGGGGGUAACCCAUGGGUGAAGCCUUCUGUAAACUCUGGAGAAAACUACCAAAAAGAUGCCACCAUCCCACCAUAUUCAAGCCAGGAACACUGGGACAAAUGGAUUGAAGAUGAGUCCAUGAAGAGGUGUGCUUUGGCCACCUUUUACUUGGAAACCUUACAUGCAGUGGUGUUUGGACAUGAUAUGGUCAUCGACUUACACGACGUUAAACCCACUUUACCUUGUAAUGAGCAUUUUUGGAGAACCGGGAGAUACUCAGAAAAUUGCUUGCAGAAGCCAUUGACGUUGUUGGCAGCCAUAAAAAGUAUCUUACACAAGAAGCCCGUCAAGACUCGAGGUUUUGGCAAAAGAAUCAUUCUUUCCGGUCUUAUUGCAUUGUCGUUUGAAGUCAAGGACCGAGAAUUCGAGUUUUCCAUUUCAGAGCUAAAGUCCGUCAAACAGCUCUGGCAGAGUAAUAUUGAUGAAGCCUUCAAGUUUUGGGACUUAAACUGUUCUUUGUCAGCCCAGAAGAAUGUUAGCCCCAGGAUUUGGUCCGAAACAUACUCGAUUCCGUUACGAGAGCUAUAUGAAAGCUACACUCAAAUGAAACACUAUGACUUCAUGGUGUACGCUGGAGCACCAGGAAGAAUGAAUGUCGAGUUCAAUGAGAAGGAAGUCGAACUAGUCACGUCUCGGAUAGUGGACUGGACGAAUAGCAUCCAAGGUAAGAGGGCGGUUGUGCUUAUCUAUUCGUAUUUCUGUAACUUGUUAUUCGCCGGAGAAAACCAAGAACCACACAACUACGACCCCAAAGAGGACAGAUGUUUUUACAGAAAACAAAUGAUAAGUCAUAUGCUUUCCAUUCUCUGGUGCUACAAUUUCCAUAGCUGUGGGCCCGAAUCUCAUGACUUCAGGUGGAACUCGGAAAACCCAGACCAUAUACCCAGCAAAGAAGAUGGCCACGCUCACCUUCAGCGAGUGAAAGCCGAGUUAACCAUGCUUGCAGGCAAGCCCUUCACCACAGAAAACAUAUAUGAAGACGUAGAACUUUUUGCAGGAGUGUUGGAUUCAGUUUCUGGAAGAGGGAAUAUGGUAGGAUUGUUUCGCAUUUUCAAAACAGAGUACUUGAGUGACUCGUCGGAGAUAGUACGUGAGCAUUCGCGUCUCUUGGAGAACUGCAUCAACCGAAGCUUGGGUUCUAGCAGUAUUUUUUGUAGCAAUAUGUUCGAGUAAUGGAUAAUGAUAAAUGU
Molecule: messenger RNA, 2222 nt
Organism: Yamadazyma tenuis ATCC 10573
Lineage: Eukaryota; Fungi; Ascomycota; Pichiomycetes; Serinales; Debaryomycetaceae
Source: RefSeq, a predicted model, not a curated record